Messenger RNA from Prosopis cineraria, 884 nucleotides. RefSeq lists its product as uncharacterized. The coding region runs from base 229 to 732 and encodes 167 amino acids. The transcript is spliced from 4 exons. The record is from RefSeq and is a predicted model, not a curated record. NCBI's taxonomy places the organism in Eukaryota, Viridiplantae, Streptophyta, Magnoliopsida, Fabales, Fabaceae.
UCGCUCGUGUCUACGCACCCAUAAAAAUCGUGGGCUUCGUCACUCGUUGGCUAAAAACUAAAAAUAAAAAACUCUGCGUGAGCUUGCUGUUCUCCAUAAUUAAUUCGGAGUGUAGUCUUUUAUAGAACAUAUUGUAUUGAAUUCCAGAAGCCAACAUAUCCAGCUCUUUGAUGGUUGCUUUUGGAGCAAUUCAUGAUAUAAUUGCAGACUCUGAAGAUUCUCAAACUAAUGGGCGAGACGAAGCAUAGUAAGAAUGGCAACGAUGGAAAAACUCAAACCAAUGGAGUGAUGAUCACAGUCUACGUCGAAUCAUCAACGACCCGAUCACGGAAACUAUCGGAUCCCGCGAAGAAAUCAAUGCCGCAAACACGAAUCAAAACGUCGCGAACUUCGCAAUCGCAAGGCUACGAUCGUCGGGCUCUGCUUCUCGCUUAUUCGAGACAGCUAAGAAAUAUAGGAUCGGAAUCCCAAGAUGUUCAAGGGCCCACAAAACAGCAAUCGAGGCAUAAAAGCAAGGAGGAAAUUUGCUCGUGGUUUCAAUUCUGCUCGCCGUCUUCCCGAAUGCUUCGGCAGCCGAAUAGCCGGUGGAGAUAUGAUCGCAUGCCGAUCUUGGAGAAGGAAGAAUUAAGCCAACCGAGGAAGAAAAGGUCCAAUGGAAAAACCAGUUCUCCGUUUCUGAGAAAAUUGAAGGGCCUGUUGAAAGAGAUGUCAUGCAAAAAAAUUAAGCUAUAACAGGGAUGAAGGAGCUGACUGUUGAUGCUUCUAUUUGAUUUGAUAUCGGGUUUCGCCCGAAACUUGAUGUUAGAAAAGGAGGAGUUUAGACGAAGAUUUGUUUCAUCAACCAUGUUUGGGUGUUAAUAAGAUCCAUUUUAUUUCAUCGUAAA